AUGGCACAGCAACAGCCCCAUGACUUGGGCUACCUCGACUACAACAACAGUAACCCCAACCGCUCCCCGAGCUCGUCACGACAGACAUACUCUGGUGCCCCUGGAUUCGGCGGCCUCUCCUUGCCUCGUCAGGCGCAGAGACCUUUUGAUGCCCCUCUAGGAUCUUCCGCCCUCUACCCCUCGGAUAGAGUUGGCAACGGAUACAACCCUCGUGCUGCCGAGACCUUGUCGCCCUCGUCCGGCAUGCCUAGCUACAUGCUUGAUGGCAACCAGACAUGGAACUACAAUGCUUCAGGUGCCGCCACUGUCAAUGGUGCUUUGCAUGGAGGAAACCGUAACCGUGGUGUGAACCGCCGCGCUGCUCUGCCUCAGAACUGGACUGAUCACGGUAAUGUUGGCAACAACAUGCAGCCUUUCCCUGGCAGCCUCAACAGCCAAAUGUCCAACGGUGGUCUUCGCCCUGAACAUCCCGGCCAGCACCCGUCUCCGUCCGAUCUUCGCUCAAACACAUCCGAUUCCGAACAGCUCAUCCCCACGGCCAUCGUCAUCAAGAACAUCCCCUUUGCAGUCCGCAAGGAGACGCUCGCCUCCAUCAUGCUCGAUAUGCACCUGCCUCAACCAUACGCCUUCAACUACCAUUUUGAUAACGGCGUCUUCCGUGGCUUGGCCUUUGCUAACUUCCAGUCUGCCGAGGACACGCGUAUUGUCAUCGAGGCGAUGAACGGAAUGGACGUGCACGGACGUAAGCUGCGAGUCGAGUACAAGAAGAUGCUCCCAGAGGCUGAAAGGGAACGCAUCGAGAGGGAAAAGCGAGAGCGCCGCGGCCAGCUUGAAGAGCAGCACCGCGCUCCUAUGCUGCACCAGCAGAGCUCGCUUCAGUCUCUUGGCGGCAUGUCCCAGUCUGCCCAGCGCUCUGGUGGCUCGUUCAUGGGUAACUUCCGCCCCAAUGCCCCUUCGCCCGGCCCUGUUAUUGACACUGGUGUGGGCGAUGUUGAUCUGAACGACCCACAGACCCUGGAGUUCUACACGGAGUUGGUUAUGUUCCGCCGCGACGAUUCUCGUGAGAUUCUUGUCUUCCCCCCUGGCAUCUCUCCUGAGCAUCGCCGCUCUAUCCAUAUCCUAGCCCACCACAUGGGGCUUGAGCACCAGUCCAUUGGCGAGGCCGAUGCUCGCCAGCUUACCGUUUUGAAGCGUCAGCAGCCCUCUCCCACGGCCAAUAUCCACAAUGCUCCCGCCAACAGCCUUGAUGUCCAUAAGCGAGGCCUCAGCCGCGCUGCCACGUUUGACUUUGCCGCUGACCGCGAAUCGCGUGUAACCAGCAACAACUAUGCCCAGGUUAUGGGCCGUCAGGGCCCGACUCUGGAGCUCCCUGGUAGCCCUGAUGGCAACGGCAUUCCCAACAACCUCCGAGCGGCCAAGAGCUUUGCUGAUUUGCGCUCCUUCACACCCAGUCCCUCGCAGGCAUCUUCUAGCUACCUGGCUCCCGGUGGUGGUAUGAACAGUAUUGGCCCGACGUCGACUGCCCGCUUUGGCGAUUACGUUAACCCUGUGGCCUCUCCCUCGCACCCUGGCAACCCCUCUACACCUGGUCCUAAGAAUGACAACGGCCUAGUGAGCAGCCUCGGCGCUCUCAACAUUGGAUCCUACGAGUCAAGCUCUUUGCCUCAGCAAAACCGCAGCACACCUGGAGCUAUCGGCAGCCAGCGUCCCAGCGCAAACAACAGCAGCGGCACCAGCAGCGCGGCUGGCAAGGGUGCUCCUGAUAGACAGCCUCGCGGCCCUGAGUGGGAAGCCAGCUCUGGAUUUGGUGGACGCAGCCGACCCAACGGUCAUGCUCAACGAACCAGUGACUAG
Messenger RNA from [Torrubiella] hemipterigena, 1854 nucleotides. NCBI's taxonomy places the organism in Eukaryota, Fungi, Ascomycota, Sordariomycetes, Hypocreales, Clavicipitaceae. The record is from the annotation of a GenBank genome assembly.